GAAAAAACAGGUUCUUGUUUGCUCUGGAAUGUGCAACUUUAUUUAGUUUACUAAGGAAAUAAAAACCUGAAAAACAAGCAGGAUGUGGGUUGAAGGUGAGGAUGGUGCCAUUCCAGAGUCUGAUGAAGAGAGCGACUAUUCUUCCGAAGAUGAGGGGGAUUUUCAGUAUAAGAUCCUGGAAAAGCAGAGAGAUGACGUCAAACAUAAGCUGGCUAAAUUGGAGGAAGUCUCCAAUCAGCUCUUGAAAGAGAUGGAUGUCCUGGAGAUCCAGUUCCAGAUUGAACGCUCAUGCAGGGAGAGUGCUGAGGCACUGGCUGUCGAGGUGACCAAAGAGAACAAAACCCUGAAGAGGAGGAGCCAGAUGCUGAUGCCAUUCAUCCCUGAGCUGCCUGAAAACCUGGUUGCUGUGACCUGUGACCCGCAGAAUGACCCCACAGUCAACACUGAUGUGGUUGAUUUUGGGGAGGACAGUAGUGAUGUGGAGUCACUGCUGCUGGAGAGUCAAGCCAAGAUCACAGAGCUGCAGGCAUCAGUGGAUGGCCUGUUGGCUGAGAAGCUGCAGCUCGAGCAGCAAAUAGAAGAUAUGACCAAAGAGCAAGACCACCUCAGAGAGCAGCUAGCUCUGGAAGUCGAAGAGAAAGAGGCCUUGCUGAGGAAAAUGAAUAAACAGAGCAAGACCAUGAAUAAAAUCAAACGAGUCUCCCAGCUUGUCACCGAGGAGUUCACAGACAUGUCUCUGAAGCUGGAGUUGGAGGAGGACCUCCGGCAGCACGCUGAAGUCUUCGCCCACCAGAUGUUGGUGCAGCACAAUGUGGUCGAUGGACAGAACACGAUGCAGAGCCCAGAGACUGACCUGCAGCUGCAGCAGGUGCUGGAAGAGAUAUCAAACAUCAGCACAGCCCUGAGCAAUAUACAACGCUACUGCCAGAACCAGGUAAAACAGAGUCAGAGUGCUGUGGAAGAAUGCACUGUUCUGUCUGAGCUGCAGAACCUCAAAAAUCAGCUGGAAAAGAGUGAGGAGGAGAGGAAGGCUUUGGAAACUCAGCUGUCUGAUGCUAACGGCACUGUCACCCGGCUCCAGGAAGAAGUGAACCAGUUACAAGAAACAAUAAACAGGGGGGAUACAAAUGAUGAACCAAAGAUGAAAUUCCUGCUCCACCUCCUCCCGCCUCUUCCUCCACCCACCACUCCUGUCAGCAAUCCACUUGAUUUCCUGAGGAGCAGGAAGAAAGCUGGAACCAUUAAAGGAGAUCCAAACAAACCAUCACCCUUGUUGGAUCUAAAGUCAAAAGCAGUGGAUGAAAUGAUGGCGAGAAUAAGGAAAGGCAUUGUCUUAAGGCCCACCCAGAGAUUACAGGAGGACGACAGCUCAUGGAAGGACCAGAGGAGUGAAAACAGAAAAUCUGCUGUUCUGGAGUUGAAAGGAAUGCUGGACAACAUGAAGCGUCAGCACCACCACAGAGUACCAUCCAGGAGGGGAAUUGGCCGAAAUGUGGGUGAGGCAGAGCUCCUGUUGGUGCUCCAGAGGAGAAGGAGAGCAAUGGCAGAGAACCAGGACACUUCCUUCUCAUCCCAAACACAGAACCCCCAGUCAGGUGCACAACACGUCCCGGCAGCAGGAGAUGCUCCAUGGGCAGGCGACAUCAGCAGCGCUCCUGUGCUCCGAAGGCUGAAACAGAACAGGGAGUUGAGAGACUCUCGUAUCAGAGCAUCAGCACUGGUCGACAGCUAAGAAAACUGAGAGCAGUCACAGGAUGAAAUAUGAGACUUCUCACAUUUAAACACCACUGUAAUGCUCCAUAUUUUUCAAUCAAAUUAAUACAUGAAAGCACAAUUUCUGUGGUAAAAUGUCACGUCUCUAUUAAAAAGGUUA
This is a messenger RNA of Monopterus albus (swamp eel), 1873 nucleotides long. RefSeq names its product shootin 2 (gene shtn2). NCBI's taxonomy places the organism in Eukaryota, Metazoa, Chordata, Actinopteri, Synbranchiformes, Synbranchidae. Gene Ontology annotation, biological process: neuron projection morphogenesis; positive regulation of neuron migration. Gene Ontology annotation, cellular component: cell leading edge; axonal growth cone; cytoplasm. The record is from RefSeq and is a predicted model, not a curated record.